Photinus pyralis (common eastern firefly) is the source of this 1088-nucleotide messenger RNA. Its product is annotated as inactive hydroxysteroid dehydrogenase-like protein 1. Gene Ontology annotation, molecular function: oxidoreductase activity. The record is from RefSeq and is a predicted model, not a curated record. NCBI's taxonomy places the organism in Eukaryota, Metazoa, Arthropoda, Insecta, Coleoptera, Lampyridae. Bases 3 to 1010 code for a protein of 335 amino acids. The transcript is spliced from 6 exons.
AGAUGGCUGUGCUGGAAGACAAUGGAGUUUACGUAUUUGCCACAAUUGGAGUGAUUAGUAUAUUUUUUUUAUUUUUUGAUACAAUUUAUACGUUGCUGCAACUCAUUCACGGCAUAUUAGCUCCGUAUUUUGCUCCGAAAGAAGUUCCGCCUUUUAAUGAAAAAUUUGGACCUUGGGCUCUAAUCACCGGAGCGACAGAUGGAAUCGGAAAGGCCUACUCGAAAGAAUUGGCGAAUCGCGGUUUGAACAUCGUGCUUGUUAGCAGAAGUGAACCAAAGUUACAGGUUACCGCUAAAGAAAUCGAGUCCCAAUACAAGGUCAAAGUAAAAAUAAUCACUGCGGAUUUCUCAAACGUCCCAAAAGCGAUCGAAGCAGUCAAACGUGAAUUGGGCGAGUUGCCUAUAGGAAUUUUAGUAAAUAAUGUAGGGAAACAGUAUACUUAUCCCACGUACCUCGGUGAGGUUCCAGAGCAGGAGUUAUGGGAUAUUAUUAAUAUUAAUAUUGGGGCCGUUACUUUGAUGACACGCUUUCUUGUAACACGAAUGCAAAGUCAGGGGCGAGGAGCUAUAGUCAACAUUUCAUCUGGGGCGGAAUGUCAACCCAUGCCACUUAUGAAUGUCUACGCAGCUACUAAGGUGUACGUGAAGCAUUUCACGGCAGCUCUGCGUGAGGAAUAUGCAAGUUAUGGCAUUACUGUCCAACACCUUUCUCCAUAUUUUGUAAAUACGAAAAUGAACGAUUUCAGUGAUAGAUUACGGGAAACUUCACUUCUGGUGCCAGACGCUUCUACUUAUGUUAAGUACGCCGUAUACACACUAGGAAAAAUUAAUGAUUCAACUGGAUACUGGGCGCACGGAAUUCAGUAUUUUUUCACCAUGAUACCUCCCAUGUGGAUCCGAAUGAAGAUAGCGAAUCAUCUGAAUCAAACUUUCCGGCAAGACUACCUUCGCCAAUGUCAGGAAAACGAUAACUAUCCAGACAACAAAACCCAAAUAUUAGAGAGUCGUUAAAAUAAAUAUAAUUUUCCUUUAUUUUUGUAUUGUUAUAAAUGUUUACGUUAUUAUGGAAUACGAAUAACACCAACACUG